Molecule: messenger RNA, 2689 nt
Organism: Dalotia coriaria
Lineage: Eukaryota; Metazoa; Arthropoda; Insecta; Coleoptera; Staphylinidae
Gene: Nup107
Product: nuclear pore complex protein Nup107
Exons: 5
Coding region: 117-2630 (837 amino acids)
Biological process (GO): protein import into nucleus; post-transcriptional tethering of RNA polymerase II gene DNA at nuclear periphery; mRNA export from nucleus
Cellular component (GO): nuclear pore; nuclear pore outer ring
Molecular function (GO): structural constituent of nuclear pore
Source: RefSeq, a predicted model, not a curated record
UGAGAAAAUUGAGGUUAAAUACAAAAACAGCCGUUUGCGCGUUUGGUUCGCAUCUCAGUUUGUGUAUCAAAACAUAAUUAUUAAAUAUUUUCCCUGUUAUCAAUUAAAACUUAAUCAUGGACGGUGAUUUUGAUCGUUCAAUUCGUCUCCUAGACGAAGCAGUGUCAGCGCAAGGCCGCAAACUUUUCCGGCAAAGUUUUAAAACGCGCGACUUCGACGAUACUCUUUUCGCAGGCAGUGAAUAUGAACAUCGCAACAUCUCCAAUUACGCAGAAAACACCACAAUGUUUGAUGUAACCAGAAUGAACUACUCCAUGUCCAUCGCAGAAUCCAAUAAACCAUCGGCAGACAAUCUCUAUGUGGAAUUUUUCGAGAUUCUUCAAACUCACACACAAAGUGAUGAGUUGCUGAAAGCCAUUGCAGAAAUGUCCAGAAGUUGUGCAGAUGCUCUCACCGUCAUACGUGCUGCCAACGCAAAACUCAUCAGUAAACCAGUAAAUGAUAUCUGGCUGGAAAAUGAGAGAAACACAUGGAGAUUGUUGUAUAUUUUGUAUUCAGAUAGAUUAGUUACUAGAUCUUCAUCAAAUGAAGAAGAUAUUUCUGAUUCAGAUAUGUCCAGUUAUUUUGGCCACAGUGAAAAAUACUGCAUGUUAAGCCUGUUUAAAAGAAAUAAUUUGAUCAGAGAGUGUCAAUUGGUUGUGGAUUGGUUGGAAUGCAAUGCUGCACAAAAAGAUGAUGGUAUUCUACACUUUUCUGAUUGUUCCAUGGGUUGGGAGAAUACAUUACAUCAGUUGAAGUCAAAAGACACAAUUGUCUUUGAAGCUACUCAUAAUAUUGUCAAUAAUAUGGAUCCUGAUUCACAAUAUUAUCAAAAACUGCCUUUGCAUGAUAUUGAUAUGGAAGAUGAAAAGAAAUUAUGUUACAAAGUGUUCCAUCAAGUUAGAUGUGGGAAAUUGGAUGAUGCACAAAAGUUAUGUGCCCAAUCUGGCCACUAUUGGAGAUCAGCCCUGCUUGAAGGUUGGAAAUUAUACCACAACCCAAAUUUAGACGACCAGUUUAGCAGAGAAUACGAUGAAGGUUUUGCUGAAGAAUCUCCAAUGGACGAUGAAAGCGAUGAUAAACCAGUCGAAGGCAACGAAAAUCGUGAUUUAUGGAAGGUAACAGCAUGGAAUUAUUCUAAUAAUCCAUCACUGGACACUUAUGAAAAGGCAGCUGUUGCUGCAUUCUGCGGUAAUCUUAAAUCUUUAAUAAAUGUGUGUAAAACUUGGGAGGAUUACCUCUGGGCGCAUAUGAAAGUCAUGAUUGACAUCAAAGUUGAGUCCGAGGUGCGUGAAAAUGUUACUAAAAACUACAAAGAUAUGCCAAAUACGUAUUGGGAACAAAGAAUGUCGAUAAAUGAGAUUUUUGCGGCAUUAGAAGCGUCAAAAACGAAAACCGUGCAGCGUGAAUCACUUCUGUUAGAUCAUAUCAUUCAGAAAUUCAUUAUUCUUGAAGAAUAUAAUAAUUUGUUGGACGCCAUUGCUGAUUGGAUACUGGAUCCGAAUAUUAGUACACAAUUUCUCCGCUUCGUGUCGCAUCUGUUGUUAUUCCUGGAGCAAAUAGAUCAGGUUAACAAUCGAGAAAUUACGGAAAAAGUGAUUGAAGAGUAUUUGAAACGACUGAUUCACGAUAAACAAACACAACUUGUCGCGUUCUACGUAAGCAAACUGACUGAAACUACACAGAUACAUAUUUAUUCGACGUAUUUGGAAUCGAUUGUUGAUAAUGAGGCGCGGAAAGAAGCUUUGCAGUAUGCGGAGGAUUGUGGACUUAAUGUCGCCGCCAUUACAAAACAAAUUGUCGAGAAUAUUCGUGGCAGACAUGAUUCACCGAUUGAAAUGGAGAAUAUGAGUGUGACAAAAUCUGAUGAAUUUAAAAUUAACUCAUUGGAUUGGUUGCUUUUCUACAAUAAACAACUCGCUGAAUUGGUACAUCAAACAAACGCGCUUGUUUUUCAAUUUUUAUUGAUGCAAAAACACGAUGCAGCGCAGUUAGCAUUUAAUAAAGUUCCCGAUGAUGCGGUUGGGAAACUCUCAGCGGGUGAUGAUAUCCCCGAGGAGUUACAACAGAUUGUUCGUGAAUAUCUCAGUUAUAAAGCAUAUUUCGAAGCGCAGGAAGCAUUUAGCGUGUGGUUCAAGAACUUUAAGAGCCAACCGAAAGAACCGGAGUGUCCACCAGAGGGCGCGCCAUUCGCUAAAAAGGUAGAGUAUGAGCACAAACUGUCACAAUUUAGUGCCGAGACCGGAAGAUGGAAGAUCACCAUGGAACAACUUUCAAAACAAGCAAAACUGCCGCUUUAUAACGUUCUACUCUUUCCGGACGGCGGGUGGCUUCACGGGGCCAAAGAGGCGUCAUAUCUGCAAAAUAAGUACAUUCCACAGUGUCUUCUGUUAUUGUUCAACGUCCUGUACGACUCUGAACAGUUUGAAGAGUGUGUUCAGUUGGCGGACAUAUUAGCUUCAGAGAAGUAUCAAGUGUAUAAGUAUUUUUCGCAUGAGAAAAUGGCUGAAGCCCUGCGGAAAAUAGCAGAAGCAUCCGUGGCGCUGUUGAAUCAUGGUAAGGAUCCGUGGGGUAACGACACGCGUGCCUGAUUUCACAAUUCGUAAGUCUACCAAUUAUUUCUAUGUGAAUAAAAACUUUUUUAUUGAAA